Stegostoma tigrinum is the source of this 7342-nucleotide messenger RNA. Its product is annotated as uromodulin-like 1. Gene Ontology annotation, cellular component: extracellular region. Gene Ontology annotation, molecular function: peptidase inhibitor activity; protein binding; calcium ion binding. NCBI's taxonomy places the organism in Eukaryota, Metazoa, Chordata, Chondrichthyes, Orectolobiformes, Stegostomatidae. The coding region runs from base 209 to 5179 and encodes 1656 amino acids. The transcript has 29 exons. The record is from RefSeq and is a predicted model, not a curated record.
ACAGUGCUGAGAAGGGAGCACAGGUGCAAUAUUCACAGGUGUAUGACUGACAGCGCCGAAAAGCAGCUCGCUUUGAGAGGUCAUAAGAGCAAGGAAUAGAACUGCGAGUGACAAAGGGAGAGGCACCGAGGAACUUAUAUGGCGGAAUAACACAAACUAACAGGAGGAACAGAAGUGUGGGAUAAUUUGGAAUAUUACAUUUCAUGCAAUGGUUGGGAUGUUAACCAUUGUCCUGAUUUUAUUAGCUGGAGUUGCCUUAGGGCAAGAGGCUGACUUAUACACCUCUUCGAACGGGAUUGAGGAGUUUGCUUCGCAUCCAGGACUGUGCCCGACAGAAGGGGAAGUAACUGCGAAACAGAACUGCCAAUGGGAUGUUGAUUGUCCAGGACUGCAGAAAUGCUGCAACAUCAGUGGGGAAUCAGUGUGCAUUUCACCAAUCCCAGCAGUGGGCGAAGGGUUCUUCAAUUUGCUGAUUGAAGUGAAGCAGGAAUUUGAGCAGACCGAAUUGAAUCUGAUGAAUCACUUGAAAUUCUUGCACUCAGUGCUGAUUGGUGCUCUGCGUUCAUUGAAUUCCUCUAUGUAUCACAUCCACACCCAACGAGAUGGAGAACACAAAAUCGUGUCAAAGCUAUUGCUGGGUACCAGACCUCCCACAACACUGAGCAAUAUAUUGAAAGAACUGCAAAAGCUUUUAAUAAGCACCACAGAAGUUUGUCACUUGGAAACCAAAGACGUCAAUGAAUGUGAAUACCCAGAGUUGAAUUCCUGUUCUCAGAAAGCAAUCUGUUCAAAUGUCGAUGGGUCUCACAACUGCACAUGCCAGAAUGGCUUCACGGAUAGAGAUCCUAGCAGACAAGGCAGAGACUGCAGAGAAGAGAGCACUACUUUUUCAACUCCUGGUUCAAACUCAGGGCAGUCGAGCAAAAUUAUUUCAACAAACACUGAACUGGAAAGCAACUCAUCAACUGAAAGGACGUUAUGCUCUCCGUCUCUGGUUACAAACCUGGCAAUCACCAAUGUUACCAGCAAUAGCUUCCAGAUCCUUUGGACAACAGUUACCAGCAAAAGGGAAAUGGUUACUGUGCAAGUGCUGAGGGAAGCUGAUGUUGUGAAUGAAAUAGAGACUCAGGAAGUGGAUUGGACAGUCACUGGAUUGGAACCGGGGGUUUUCUACACAGUGGAAGUCCACUGGAGAUCCUGUGAAGGCAGCCUCAGCAAAGAGCUAAAAGUGAAAACAGCCGCAUUACUACUGGAUGGACGGGUGAGAAUCAAGAAUUAUAAUUUCACCAAAAGUCUUGGCAACACCAGUAGCAGUGAAUUCAAGCUGUUUGAAAAGCUUUGGCACCGCGAGCUCGAAAACUCUCUCCCAACAGCAAUUCAUCAAUUAUACCAAAAUGGGAAAGUGCUGGUCCGGAUAAAAUCUCUCAGCAAUGGCAGUAUUGUGGUAAACUUUGAAAUCGUCAUUGAUCAGGGAGUUACGCUGAAUGUGUGGAAUAUAUCCUCUGCUCUGAUUUCCUCUCUUUACAAUAGCUCCAUCUUUGCAUAUGAUCGUAAUAGAACCUCCAUUUCAGAUGCCAACGAAUGUACCUCCCCAAUUUACAAUGACUGUUCACCUCAUGCAAUGUGCAAAAACACUGAAGGGUCAUACAUCUGCAUCUGCAGUGAGCAUUACACAGAUGUGAGCCCAACUUGGCCUGGCAGAUCCUGUGAAGAAGCCACUACAACUGUGCUAGCUCCUACAAGUACCCAGGGACAAUCAUCGACUGUUUUUCCCUCUGCAAUGAUCACCUAUGUGAGUGGGCCUGGAUUUUCAGCUGGCUUUCCAUUUGCAAACGCUCCUCACUGUGCUCCUUCUCCAGUUAUCAACUUGACUGUCUUCAAGGUCACUGGCACCAGUUUGCAAGUAACUUGGACCACAGAGCUCAACCAGGAACAAACGUUUAUUGUGCAACUGUUGAAGAAUGCUAGCGUCGUGAACGAAACGGAAACUGUUAAACUGGAGUGGACUGUGUCAGAUUUGGAGCCUGAGACAGAGUACAUUGUGAGUGUUACCUCCCGAGCCUGUGAAGAUGAAACUCCCGCUGCAGAGCUGAGUGUAAAAACAGACACCAUCUUUACUGGACCAGCUUCUACACUCAAUUCAAUUCAAUCUAGCACCAGAUUUACCUCAACAGUGGCCAUCUACCUGAACAGUUCCACUUUUUCAAAUGGCUUUCCUUAUGCAGAAGUACUUCCGUGUGCAGCUCUUUCCCCAGUUAUAAACCUGACUGCUUCCAACGUGACCACUACCAGCUUCCACCUGACGUGGACAACAGACACUUACGAAGAGCAGCUGUUUAUUGCACAGGUCUUAAAGAACAACGCCAUUGUGAAUGAGACAGAGACCAUGGAGCUCGGGUGGAUUGUGUCAGGUUUGGAGCCUGAUACUGAGUACACUGUGAGUGUAUUCUCCCAAGCCUGUGAAGACGAGAGCCCCCCUGCAGAGCUGAGUGUGAAAACAGAAACCAUCAUGGAUGUUCUCAGCUAUACACCUAGCCCAAGACAAUCUAAUACUGGGGUUGUCUCCACAAUGACCAUCUAUCCAAACACAUCUGGAUUUCCAAUGGACUUUGUGUAUACCGAAAUGCCUCCAUGCUCACCUCCUUCACCCAUUAUAAACCUGACAGUUUUCAACGUUACCACCAAGAGCUUUCACAUUACCUGGACAACAGAUGACUAUGAGGAGCAAAUAUUUAUUGUCCAGCUGUUACAGGAUGAUAGAGUUGUGAAAGAAAUGGAAACAUUUGAGGUGGCUUUGACUGUGACUGGGCUGGAGCCUGGGAUGGAAUACACUGUGAGAGUUGCUUCACGGUCCUGUGAUCAAGAAAGCAUUGCCACAGAGCUGAAUGUUAAAACAGAAACCACAAAUGUUAGGGCAAAACGAUCUACCUUGGGCUUUAUCUCUUCAAUGACCAUCUACAUAAAAAGACCUGGAUUCUCAGAAAAUUUUGAAUACUCUGAUGCACCACCGUGCUCUCCAUCUUUAGUUACCAACUUGGCUGUUUGGAGUGUCACCAGCAGUGGUUUUCGCGUAACUUGGACAACAGACACUAGCGAAGAACAGACCUUUGUCGUGCAGGUGCUAAAGGACGAUGAAGUGGUGAGUGAAACAGAGACACAGGAAAUGGAAUGGACAGCAAGAGGACUGGAGCCUGGGAUUGAGUAUGUUGUGAGCGUCAUGUCAAGAUAUUGCGAGCACGAGAGCAUUUCGACAGAGUUGACUGUGAAAACAGCUCUUAGUCAAGCCAAGGCUGAUUCAGAAAUGGCUGUAUCUAAUGUUGGUACUCCAAAAGACCACAUGUCCUCGGAUACGUUUCUGCCAAAUGCUGGUCAGACCUUCACAUCACCUUCUACACAAAUGUCUGCUCCAGCUUGUGAUCCUCCGUCGAUCACAAGCCUCAUUGCCUUCAAUGUCACAAGCAAAGGUCUAAGUGUGAUUUGGGAAACUGAUGCUCCAACCAACCAGGAGUUUAUCGUGCAGCUUUGGAAGGACAACCAUAUUCUGGUUGACGCAAAGACCAAGGAACAGAACUGGACUGUGUCAAACCUGGAGGCUGGAGUGUUAUACACUGUCAGGGUAGUUUCUGAGCUCUGUGGGAAAGAAGGCAAAGCUAAAGUACAAGAAGUAAAAACAGGUGCACACAUCAUGGGAGGGAGAACAAGUAUAACAAACUUAAUGUUCAGCGAAGGGCUGAGGAACUGCAGUAGUAACAAAUUCAAGAAGUUUACAGCACAGUUUAUUGCACAGAUGUUGAAGCAUUUGCCUGAAUCCACUGCAGAUCUUAUAAAUUCUGGGAAAGUCAAGGUUGUGAUUAAAUCCCUUUGGGAAGGAAGUGUGAACAUUGACUUCCAAUUGAUCUUUGACGAAGAAAUAACUAAUGUUUCUGAAAUCAUUGUGGACCUUGUGGCAUCUUUAAGGGACAACUCUGUUUUCAGUUUUGACCCUGACAGCACAGAUAUAUCAGAUUACAAUGAAUGCGCUUCACUUGAUGACAACGACUGCUCUCUCAAGGCAAAGUGUAUCAACACAGAGGGAUCUUACACAUGUAGCUGCCCUGACAGUUUUGUGGAUGUAAACCCAGCUCGACCUGGCAGAAAUUGCAGAGAACCAGUGGUGGCGAACCCAACAACUGUAGAAGCUGCUUCCCAAUCGAUCAUGAUAAGCUGCAAACUUCAUGAGAUCUCAGUCAUAAUGGAACGAUCAUUCCUGGAAGAGAAGAAGAUACCAGCAUCUUCUCUGUACCUGGGGGACUCCCAUUGCAAUGGGAGCGUCGGCAACUUGACCCAUAUUACCCUCAAGGUCGGGUGGACUGAGUGUGGAACCCAAAUAUCAAAUAAUGCAACACACACAGUAGUGAAAACGACACUUCGUAACAUCCCUUCCUCCAGCACAAUUUCUGAUGGCGCCAACCUUGAGGUUCAUGUAAAUUGCACAUUUGACAACAGUCUCUUGCUCACUGCAGGCUACAGUCCCAAUGGAACCAGCCGAGAAAGAGUUGGAGAUUAUGUGGCCAGUAUUGAGGCGAUUGGUGGAAACCGUACAUUACCAGAAAACCCUCGCUUAACGCCUGAAGAUGAGGUGUCCAUUCAAGUCUCAAUUGAUACAUCAGACAGCAGAGCCAAGCUGAUCAUUGCAGAGUGCUGGACAACACCCGGCAACAAUUCAACCAGCUCUACUUCAUACCCUGUGAUCAAAACUGGAUGCCCCGUUCGAGAAUCACAGACAAGCAUAUCUGAAAAUGGAAACUCCACAAGUGCAAAUUUUACUUUGAAAGUGUUUUCUUUCAUUAACCUGCCUUUUGUCUAUAUACACUGCCAGGCUUGGGUCUGCUUGGAAGUCAAAACAGCAUCAUGCCAACCGUCAUGCAGUGGCUCCCGUCUAGUCGAAAGUGCUGAAAUUGUUGCAAAAAGAACUGUAUCACUUGGACCUCUGUAUCGCAAGAAUAAUAAUGAUGGUGGACCACUAGUUGUAUUGGAUGAAAAUAGUUCAGCAGUGAAGGCUGUGGUAGCACUCGGAAUUCUCCUAUGCCUGAUGCUUGUGAUAAUAUCUGUAGUCAUAGUGACCAUGUACACCAGGUGGGGUCGGACCUUCCUCUAUCAGUCCAAUGGUCAGAACUACCAGGCAUUCGAUAACUACUGAUGAAACAGUCUUCAGGAGAUUGUGCUCUCUGUGUUUUGCGGACAAGUCUGCAGUGAUUAUGUUGCUCAUUUAUCAGGAAACCCAAGUACCUUUUACUAUUUUACAAUAUGAUUUCUGAAUAAUUUCAUCUGUCUCUUUUAAUGUGGUUCUAGGGAUGCUGCUACAACCCUCUGAGAUCUCUUUGCUCAUCUGGCCUUUUGUGCAAUUCUGAUUUUCCUCAACAUAUCAUUGGGAGCCUUGCAAUCAGCUGUCUAAUUCCUAAGCUUUCUGAUUCUGUCCUUAAACUUCUCCACUUCUCUACCUCUGUUUCUCUCUCCUCUUUGAACACCCUGCUUUUAAAAUCUACCUUUUUGUCCCAGCAGUCCUACAUAGCUUCAUGUCAAAUCUUGCUUGAUAGCGGUCAUGUUAAGCACCUUGGUAUGUUUACUGCAUUAAGCGUGUAAUUCUUGUUGAGCUUACCAUUUCAUGCUUAUUAAAAGGAAUAAGCUAGCUUGUCAACUGAAUUCCUGGAUGCCUGAAUAAUCCCAAGUGCCAAUAAAGCAAAUGAAUUGAAAAUGGAAUUAAAACAAAGCAUAUUUACACAGUUUGCAGAAAUCACACUCCAAAAGGUGCUCAGUAUAUAAUAAGAACUUGCGUUCUCACUCAGUGAAGGCAUUAUUUAAUCCCAUGACUUUCUUGAAGUCACAAAUAAUGUAAUUGCACUGUCACCUCAGUCAAAAUAGCAAUUGAAAGACAUUUCAAAUUGUGAGAGGCAGUGAGAAGACCUGAGAAUGACUGUUGAUAUUUAUUCCAUGUGGUUCAUGUUUUAUAAUAGAUGGAUUUUGGGGACCCCCUUUCCAACCUCAAAUGCACACAUCUCUUAUCUCAGACAUUCCAGUUCGAUUACCCUCUAGAUAUGUUGGAUAAAUCACAUGAACACAGUCACAUAGGAAAUAGGAACCCAGUCAGUCCCUCAAGCCUAUUCCAUCUUAACUGUUCCUGGGACUCGAUUCAACUUUCCUACCUGCUCUCUUGAUUCCCUGAGAGACUAAAAAUCUGUCUAUCUCAGCCUGAAGUAGAUUUAAGGAUGGAACAACCACAAGUCUGUAGGGUAGAGAACUUCAAAAUUUCACCACUCUUUCAGUAAAGAAAUUUCUCCUGGCCUUAAUCCAAAAUAAUUGACCACUUAUCCUGAGACUGUUUCCGACUUUCUAGAUUUCUCAGCAGGGGGAUACAACCUCUGUGUUUACCCUAUCAAGCCUUUCCAGAAUAUUAUAUAUUUCUCAUUCUUCUAAACUCGGGAGAAUAUAAGCCCAAUUAACUCAGCCUCUCAUCACAGAGCAAUUCUCUCAUUCCCAGGACUCAUCCAGGAAACCUCUACUGUUCCACUUUGUAUGUAAGUAUAUCAUUCUUUAAAUAAAGAGACCAAAAUUGCCGCAGUAUUUCAGAUGUAGUUUCACCAUGGCCUGUACAAUUGUAGUGAGUCUUAGAGGCAUAGAGGUUUAUAGCACAGAAAAAAAAAGUCCUUGUUCCUUCUUCCUUAUUCUUGUACUCUAAUUCUUUCCCCAUAAAGACCAAUCGCCCAUUUGGGAUCCUAAUUGUUUGUUGUAUCUGCACACUAACUUAUACUACUGCACCCAAAUCCCUCUGAACAGCAACAUUUACACUUUUCACACCUUUUAGGGAAAUUCUGUUUUUCUACUCUGACUAGCAAAGUGAAUAGCCUCGCUCUUCUCUUCUCUGGACUCCACUUUGUUACUCACUGACAUGUCCAGCUUGGAUCUCUUUUCAGCCUCUAACUGUUGCCUUCAAACUUGCAAUUCUGCCCAUCAUUGUAUCAUCAGCAAACAGAGACACAUGACUCUGUGACCUCGCCUGAGCCAUUAACAUAGAUUGUAAGUAGCUGAGGCUCCGACACUGAUCAUUAUGUUACCUUACUAGUCACAGCCUGUCAACUUCAAAAUGUCCUUAAUCUUUGCUCUCUGUCUGUUGACCAAUCCUCUACCCAUCUUAACAUGUAAUUCUCCCGAUAUUGUUAGCUCCAGUAUGUUAAUGUUGUGUGUGAUAUCUAAUAGAAUGUUUUCUAGAUUUACUAUACCUACUGGUGCCCCUUUAUUUAUCCUGUCAGUUACAUCCUAAAAGGACUUUAAUAAACUAAUGAAACAUGAUUUCAUUUAUGUACAA